AUGCCUCCUCCUCCGUCGCGCCCCUCGAUGACUGCGCCAUGCCGUGCGCCGGCGACCCGCUCACGCACUGCGGGCGGACCCAACCGCCUCACCCUCUACGAGGACCCGGCACGCGCCUCGACGCCGCCUCGCGAGCCCCGCCAGCCUGCAUUUGCGGGCGACUUUGUCUGGUUUGGGUGCCGCACCGAACCGACGGGGGCCCGCGCGCUGUCGGGCAAGGAGCGCGCGGCGGACGACAUGACGAAUGAGUCGUGCGCUGCGUUUUGUGAGGGGUUCGCCAUGUUCGGCACCGAGUACGGGCGCGAGUGCUUCUGCGGCGACGAGCUGCACGCCGGGGCCGCCGAGGCGGCCGAGGAGCAGUGCAGCAUGCUCUGCGCGGGGGCGGACGACGAAUUCUGCGGCAACGGCAACAGGCUCUCCGUGUAUGUGAGGCAGGAGGACGAGGCAUGA
This is a messenger RNA of Verticillium alfalfae VaMs.102, 450 nucleotides long. RefSeq lists its product as hypothetical. The record is from RefSeq and is a predicted model, not a curated record. The coding region runs from base 1 to 450 and encodes 149 amino acids. Lineage: Eukaryota; Fungi; Ascomycota; Sordariomycetes; Glomerellales; Plectosphaerellaceae. The transcript has a single exon.